GUGAGUUCUGCGAGGAAACGAAGCGGAAGAAAACGAAACCCCUAAGAAGAAAUGCGGACGGCUGUCGUCGCUUUCCUCCUAUUGCUCGGCUGUUUCGGCUUCCCGGCCGGCGCCCUCUACUCUGCCUCUUCCCCCGUGCUCCAAUUGAAUCCUUCCAACUUCAAAUCCAAGGUUUUGAACUCAAAUGGUAUUGUUUUGGUGGAGUUCUUCGCGCCGUGGUGCGGGCACUGCCAGGCCUUGACGCCCAUAUGGGAAAAGGCCGCCACCGUACUAAAAGGCGUUGCCACCGUUGCUGCGCUGGAUGCGGAUGCCCACAAAUCUCUUGCCCAGGAAUAUGGAAUUAGAGGAUUUCCUACUAUAAAGGUAUUUGCACCUGGUAAGCCUCCAGUAGAUUACCAAGGAGCAAGGGAUGUUAAACCUAUUGCAGAAUUUGCUCUUCAACAGGUUAAGGCUCUCCUUAAGGAGCGGUUAAAUGGGAAGUCGACUGGUGGUUCAAGUGAAAAAUCUGAACCAAGUGCAUCAAUCGAAUUGACAUCUCAAAAUUUUGAUACUGAAGUAAUUAAGAGUAAGGACUUGUGGAUUGUAGAAUUCUUUGCACCUUGGUGUGGGCAUUGCAAAAAACUUGCACCAGAAUGGAAGAAAGCAGCAAAUAACUUGAAGGGGAAGGUCAAAUUGGGCCAUGUUGAUUGUGAUGCGGAGAAGUCCUUGAUGAGCAGGUUUAACGUACAAGGAUUCCCUACAAUUCUGGUUUUUGGGGCUGACAAAGAAAGCCCAUUCCCCUAUGAAGGUGCAAGGGCUGCUUUGGCAAUUGAAUCAUUUGCAUUAGAGCAGUUAGAGACCAAUGUCUCUCCCCCCGAAGUGUUAGAGUUAUCUGGACCUGACGUGAUGGAAGAAAAGUGUGCAACAGCUGCUAUAUGUUUUGUGGCUUUCCUUCCAGAUAUCUUGGAUUCGAAGGCAGAGGGAAGAAACAAGUACCUUGACCUCCUGUUAUCAGUUGCUGAAAAAUUUAAACGAAGCCCAUACAGCUAUGUUUGGGCUGCUGCUGGAAAGCAGCCUGACCUGGAGCAGCAGGUUGGUGUGGGUGGUUAUGGCUACCCAGCUUUGGUUGCCCUUAAUGUCAAAAAACGUGCUUAUGCCCCUCUUCGAAGUGCUUUUCAGCUCCAACAGAUCAAUGAGUUCGUGAAGGAAGCAGGGCAAGGUGGGAAGGGAAACUUGCCCCUUGAGAAAGUUCCCUCCAUUGUUCAAACAGAAGCAUGGGAUGGUAAGGAUGGAGAGGUCACUGAAGAGGAUGAGUUCUCCCUUGAAGAUCUGAUGGGUGACGAUGCCACUGCUUCAAAAGACGAAUUGUGACUGGCAAGCAGAGAUUAAUUAUGUGAGUGAGUUAUGUUAAUUGCUUGUUCUGCCAGAGGAGAUGCCUAAUAUUGGGUGGAGAGUCUGCUUUGGAGGCCAAAAAGUGGAAAUUUUUCUAAAAGAGAGCAUGGAUACUGGUUAGAGACUUUAUCGAUCUUUCAUAACUAAUUGGUUAGUAAUCACUUUUGCUUUUGAAUUGAUGAUCUUUGUUCUUAAUAGAUUGAUAAUGAGAACUGAAUUUGCUCAAUCUGGUUUCUUGUUCUUUGUUCAA
Molecule: messenger RNA, 1621 nt
Organism: Dendrobium catenatum
Lineage: Eukaryota; Viridiplantae; Streptophyta; Magnoliopsida; Asparagales; Orchidaceae
Product: protein disulfide isomerase-like 2-3
Exons: 9
Coding region: 52-1350 (432 amino acids)
Biological process (GO): response to endoplasmic reticulum stress
Cellular component (GO): endoplasmic reticulum lumen
Molecular function (GO): protein disulfide isomerase activity; protein-disulfide reductase activity
Source: RefSeq, a predicted model, not a curated record